Messenger RNA from Numida meleagris (helmeted guineafowl), 1519 nucleotides. Its product is annotated as snaclec bitiscetin subunit beta-like. The coding region runs from base 253 to 882 and encodes 209 amino acids. NCBI's taxonomy places the organism in Eukaryota, Metazoa, Chordata, Aves, Galliformes, Numididae. Gene Ontology annotation, molecular function: signaling receptor activity. The transcript is spliced from 6 exons. The record is from RefSeq and is a predicted model, not a curated record.
ACAAAGUAUGGCAAGAAGCAGAUCCCACCCGCCUAUGUUUGAGGGAAAACACUCCCACAGCAAAAGCUGUCAGGGAUAAUACUGGAGGUGGUUUCAUUUACCAGAACAAAGAACCAUGCUAGCAAAAACUGGCAUAAUAUAAAUACCUCAAGGAUAAAGAUUUCUUCCCUAGAGAGAAGAGGAGGAAGAAAUUAAAGGGAAGAAGAACACACAUCCAUAAACUGGUCACAGGCAGCAGCACCACCAGGUCUCAUGACAAUGACCUAUCUGUUUCUUUUUCUCCUUUUUGGAACCCUGGCUCUCUCCGGCUCAGAAGGUGCUGGCAACUCCACAGCCAAGCAUCGCUAUGCUCGGUUCUUGUUUGAUGUUUUUGACAGACCUAAGCCUGAAUAUAACAUAAUUCCUAACCCACCUCAACAAGACUCAUCUGCAAAACAGAUCUGUCGAAGUCGGUGCCAGAAGGGCUGGAUUAGUUACAAAGGCCACUGUUAUAUGUUUGUUCAAGAGAGAAUGACAUGGAUGGAAGCUGAGAAAAUGUGUUCGGCUAAAAGUGCAGGAGGUCACCUAACCAGCAUUACCAGUGCAGAACAGAAUGAAUUCCUUCAUAAACUUUCUCAGGGACAAAAGGUUGCCCAGUUCUGGACAGGAGGAACUUACCAAAAGGGUUCGUUGUUGAAAUGGAGUGAUGGAUCUCUGAUAACCUUUGUCCAGAGGCCUCUGACAUCCAUUUUCCAUGCUGUUGGAGGACUAAUUAACAGCCUGUUUAACAUAAAACUUUGCCUGAUGGUCAAUAUUGGAGGAGGGGCUCAGUGGGACAGCUCCCCCUGCAGCCAGAGGCUACCAUUCAUCUGCACUUACACACCAAAACUGGUCCACCCUUAACCUAUCACUGAACCACUGAUGAAACCUGACUGGCUGCCACAGCAUUUGGAAUAGAGUUCACCUGAAAUCCAUUAGUGCAGAAAAAUCUUUUGCAUGGAAAAAUCAAGGUCUUAUACUAAAAAAGAAGAGGUAUUAUAGCAAGUGACAUUUCUGUUCUGUUUGCAUUAUUGUGGUGAUGUUCCUGUAGACUAUCUUUAAAAUGAUCCUAUAAAAAUAAAUUCUGAUUUUAUUUGAAUGCUUGAUGAAAUCAGCGUACAAUUUAGCUUUUCCACAGGGUGUUCAAGAAUAUUCAUAAGAGCUCUUUAAUUAUUAAAUAAUUACCAAUCAUGCAUUAAAACUUUAUUUAUUCCACCAUUUGAUCAUGCCAAGUAAUACAUUUUAAAUCCUAGAUAUUUUUCCUUUCUUAGUGUCAGAUAGAUCCAAGUAAAAUAAAUUGAAUAUUUUUAAUAUUUCAGUAGAUAAAUGGCUAAUUCAAGAAACAGAAAUAGCCAUAAGAUGAGGCCCAAAUUACAGGGAAAAGUCAUCAGUGUACCAUUGGGCCCAGGAGGUGGUGCACCACUUUGCGAACUGUAUAGGAUGACACCUCGUUAAGUGAAACAAAACCUUGCCAUCAUGGUUAGAGUUUUCAGAGUUCUCA